Messenger RNA from Sorex fumeus (smoky shrew), 1225 nucleotides. It is a transcript of the gene NDUFA10, whose product is annotated as NADH:ubiquinone oxidoreductase subunit A10. The record is from RefSeq and is a predicted model, not a curated record. Gene Ontology annotation, cellular component: cytoplasm. Gene Ontology annotation, biological process: mitochondrial electron transport, NADH to ubiquinone. The coding region runs from base 59 to 1099 and encodes 346 amino acids. The transcript has 10 exons. Lineage: Eukaryota; Metazoa; Chordata; Mammalia; Eulipotyphla; Soricidae.
GCGCGCGCCGGCCGGGAGGACCGGCCGUCCCGGGGUCCUUGAGCGAGCGCCGGGAGCCAUGGCCUUGAGGCUGCUGCGGGUCGCGGCGGCGGCCGCCCCGCGCGCGAAUGGGUUUCACUCGAGUGCCCAGUGCGGGAGGCGCUACGGGCCUCUGGCCUUCGUGCUGGGUGAGAAAACCAGCAAGAAGCUGACGGAGUACAGCAAGGUCAUCACCGUGGACGGCAACAUCUGCUCCGGGAAAGGCAGACUGGCCAAGGAGAUCGCCCAGAAACUCGGCCUGAAGCACUUUCCGGAAGCGGGGAUCCAUUAUGCCGACAGCACCACGGGUGACGGGAGGCCCCUGGACGUGGAGUUCAGUGGGAACUGCAGCUUGGAGAAGUUCUACGAUGACCCGAAAAGUAACGACGGCAACAGUUACCGCCUGCAGUCCUGGCUCUACGCCAGCCGCCUCCUGCAGUAUGCGGACGCUCUGGAGCACCUGCUGAGCACAGGCCAGGGCGUGGUGCUGGAGCGCUCCAUCUUCAGCGACUUCGUCUUCCUGGAUGCCAUGUACAAGCAGGGCUUCAUCAGGAAGCAGUGUGUGGACCAUUACCACGAGGUGCGGAAGGUCACCCUCUGUGAGUACCUGCCCCCCCACGUCGUGGUCUACGUGGACGUCCCGGUCCCCGAGAUCCAGAGCCGGAUCCAGCAGAAAGGGAACCCGCACGAGAAGAAAGUGUCCGCUGCCUACCUCCAGGACAUCGAGGACGCCUACAAGAAAACUUUCCUCCCAGAGAUGAGUGAAAAAUGUGAGGUUUUGCAGUACACGGCAAGGGAAGCUCAAGAUGCAGAAAAGGUGGUGGAGGACAUUGAAUACCUCAAGUAUGACAAGGGGCCGUGGCUCGACCAGGACGAUCGCACGUUCCACAAACUGCGGAUGCUGGUGCAGAACAAGCUGGAGGUGCUGAAGUACACGACCAUCCCCGUGUACCUCCCCGAGAUCACCAUCGGCGCCCACCAGAGCGACCGCGUCUUCCGCAAAUUCAGCGAGCUGCCGGGGCGCAAGUACUGCCCCGGCUACAACGAGGACGUGGGCGACCAGUGGAUCUGGCUGAAGUGAGCAUCAGGCGCCCCACCACGGCCGAGGACAGUCUGCGGCGCCCAGGCGGCGGGAAGCGGGGUCAGCCCGCAUGGGACCUCCCCUGCACCACUCGGACCCUGAGGAAUAAACGUCUCUGCCUCUGUG